Drosophila innubila is the source of this 698-nucleotide messenger RNA. RefSeq lists its product as uncharacterized. NCBI's taxonomy places the organism in Eukaryota, Metazoa, Arthropoda, Insecta, Diptera, Drosophilidae. The coding region runs from base 64 to 633 and encodes 189 amino acids. The transcript has a single exon. The record is from RefSeq and is a predicted model, not a curated record.
UUACAUUUUUUAAAUUUUUAAGUCUUACUUUUGAUAACAUUUUGUGGUUUAGUGGGGCUUGUAAUGUUUUCAAAUGUACCGCGAGGUUCGUAUGUGGAUGAGCACAUAUCCAGGGACUACGGCAAGGAGGUGCUGCUCGCCAAUUGGCAGGAGAGGCGCCUGGGCAGCGAGGAGACAAACGAUUGUAUAGUGCCAGGACUACAGAGGGUGAAUAGAUGUGAGCGACAUUUGAGUGAAGUGCAGGACAACUAUUAUGAGCCAUGGACGGUGGAGGAGACGGGAGAUGGGACGCGUCAAUAUCUAGAUGGACGCAACGAGGCGCUGCACAAUCUGAUGACUAACCGACAGGUGCAAGUGCGUUUCCCAUUGGCGCCAGAUAUGAUGGAGAAUUGUACGACCACUUAUAAGAUCAUGUAUGAUAUAUUGCCAAAGGAACGGAAAAAGCAAGCAGCCGAAAAUCCCGUUUGUAGUGUGCCUGGGAAACCGCAGGAUUUGGAUUUGAUGCUCAGUUACGGCAAUCGCACCACAACGGGCAAACGCUUCCAGCAGGGAGACGAGUUGCGGUUAGAGAAAAUACAGAGACUACAGACAACGUAUGCGGCGGAUUAUGAUGUGAUCGGACAGCGACCGUAGUUUAAAAUCAGUACAGUACAUGUUUAAUAAAUAUUGCAUAAAAAUACAUAUAUAAAUAACUAAAA